CCUUUUAUUGAAGGGUUUUUGAGCGAAGUGAAAGGGUUGAAAACAGAAAACAGAAAAAGAAAAAAAGAAGAAAGAAAAUCAAGAUUAUGGCAGAUACUAGGCGCUAUGGCCUUACUAAUCAAGUGGAUAUUGAGCAGAUACUCAUGGAAGCGCAGCAUAGGUGGUUACGACCAGCUGAAAUAUGUGAAAUUCUUAGAAAUUAUAAUCAAUUUCGCAUUGCUCCCGAACCAGCACAUGUGCCACCAAGUGGUUCACUUUUUCUUUUUGACCGAAAGGUACUGAGAUACUUUAGAAAGGACGGACAUAACUGGAGGAAGAAAAAGGAUGGGAAAACAGUGAAGGAAGCUCACGAGAGACUCAAGGCUGGAAACAUUGAUGCUCUGCAUUGCUACUAUGCUCAUGGAGAAGAUGAUGAAAACUUCCAAAGGCGCAGUUAUUGGAUGCUUGAAGAGGAACUGUCGCACAUUGUUCUUGUCCACUAUCGAGAUGUAAAGGGAAAUAGGACAAAUUUUAACCGCAUCAAAGAGAUUGAAGGAACUAUUCCAUAUUAUGAGGGGGAAAGUUCUAAUUCUUCCAAUUUUAAUCCCAGUAAUAGUCAGAUUCCUUCACAAACGAUGGAUACAGCAAGCAUGAACAGUGCGCAUGUGCAGGCAUCAGAUUAUGAAGAUGCUGAAUCAGCCUAUAAUCAUCAAGCAAGUUCACAGUUCCAUUCUUUUCUUGAUUCACAUCAGCCUGUUGUGGGAAGGAUGGAUACCGGGUUCUAUGAUCCAUAUGUUCAUGCAUCACAUUCAAAUGAUUAUCAUGGGAAACCACCUCCAACUGCUUUUCAACUUACUCAACCAGACAAGGAUAGAGAGUACAAUAAUGUUGGAAUAACGUAUGAGUCCCAGAAGAACCUUGAUUUCACGUUAUGGGAGGAUGUGUUGGAAAAUGGUAAUCCCGGGGUUGGCUCUGCACAAUAUCAAUCACCACUCACCUUGAAACAAAAUGAUAUCAUGGGGCAGCUAUUUGACAACAAUUUUCUUAAAAAGCAGGAGUUUGAGGAUAUAUCACAUGCUCAAGAAGACCGGCAGGCUUCUGAGGGUAAUUCUUCUCAUUUAAUGAAGUGGCCAUUGGAUCAGAAGUUACAUCCAGACCUGAGAUAUGAUCUUACUUCUAGAUUUCAUGAAAAAGUUAAUCACCAUGUUUGUCCAGAAAAGCAACAUGAUGAUUUUCUACCUAAUAACCAGCUGGUAGACCCCUCAAAUGCAAACCUUGUAUAUGUUCCUAAACCAGAUUCAGAGAGCUAUUUGACACUGGAGGGGAAAUCUAUUUACUCUUCUGCUAUGAGACCACAUUUGCUUGAUGGUUCCUUAGCAGAAGAAGGUCUGAAGAAGCUUGAUAGUUUCAACCGCUGGAUGAGUAAAGAACUUGGAGAUGUAGAGGAAUCGCAUACGCAUUCAAAUUCUGGAGCCUAUUGGGAUGAGGUGGAAGGUCAAAAUGGGGUUGAUGUUUCCUCUAUUCCCUCUCGGGGGCAAUUGGAUUCCUUUAUGCUGGGUCCUUCCCUAUCCCAUGAUCAGCUUUUCAGUAUUAUUGAUUUUUCACCAAAUUGGGCAUAUGUAGGCUCUAAAAUCAAGAUUCUUGUCACUGGAAGGUUCUUGAAGAGUAGUGACGAGGCCAAAAAUUGUAAGUGGUCAUGCAUGUUUGGGGAAGUAGAAGUUCCAGCAGAGGUUUUAGCAGACGGUGUUCUUCGUUGCCAUACUCCAAGACAUGAGGCUGGCAGGGUUCCCUUCUAUGUCACGUGCUCCAACAGAUUAGCAUGUAGUGAAGUCCGAGAGUUUGAGUUCCGAUUCAGUCAUAAUCAAGAUAUAGAUACUGCAGAUCACCCUAGCAAUAACGCCUCCGAAAUUCUUGAUAUGCGGUUUGAUAGAUUAUUGUGCCUGGGCUCCAGUUCUCUCAAUUCUAACACUGAUAGCUUAACUGAUAUAACCCAGUUGGGCAGUAAAAUUAAUUCAUUGCUGAAGGAGGACAUUGAGGAAUGGGACCAGAUGUUGGCGCUUAACUCAGAAGAAGAUAUUUUCCCUGAAAAAAUAAAGGAGCAGCUACUUCAGAAGCUAUUGAAAGAAAAGUUGCGUGUAUGGCUUUUGCAGAAGAUUGCAGAAGGUGGAAAAGGCCCUAGUAUAUUGGACCAGGGUGGCCAAGGUGUUAUACAUUUUGCAGCUGCUCUUGGCUAUGAUUGGGCCUUAGAACCCAUUAUAGUUGCUGGUGUGAGUGUUAACUUCCGGGAUGUGAAUGGUUGGACUGCACUUCAUUGGGCAGCAUCUUCUGGCAGAGAACGGACGGUUGCUUCCCUUAUUUCACUGGGUGCAGCUCCUGGAGCAUUAACAGAUCCGACUCCCGAAUAUCCUUUAAGCAGAACACCUGCAGACCUAGCCUCAGCCAAUGGACAUAAAGGAAUUUCUGGUUAUCUUGCGGAAUUUGAUUUAAGUUCCCGCCUUCUAUCCCUGGAUAUGGAUAAGCAAGGUAGUAACGAUACCACAUAUUCUAGACCAGAUGACAUACAGAAAAUUAUGGAGCAAAACACAGCUCCAUUCAGCUAUGAUGAUGCUUCAGAUGGCCCAUCACUAAAGGACUCAUUAGCUGCUGUUUGUAAUGCGACGCAAGCUGCUGCUCGUAUUCAUCAAGUCUUCAGGGUGCAAUCCUUCCAAAACAGGCAGUUAAUAGAGUAUGGUGAUGAUAAAUUUGGAAUGUCUGAUGAGCGUGCUUUUUCACUUAUAGCGGUCAAGUCAAACAAGCCUGGACAACAUGAUGAGAGCGUGAAUGCUGCUGCCAUUCGCAUUCAAAAUAAGUUUCGUGGUUGGAAGGGAAGAAAAGAGUUUUUGAUUAUCCGCCAAAGAAUUGUCAAGAUUCAGGCGCAUGUAAGAGGCCACCAGGUAAGGAAAAACUAUCGGAAGAUAGUUUGGUCGGUGGGGAUUGUGGAGAAGGUGAUCUUACGUUGGAGACGGAAAGGAAGUGGUUUACGUGGAUUCAAAUCUGAAACACUCACCAAGGGGCCUAGCACACCUGCACCCUCAAAGGAGGAUGACUAUGAUUUCCUGAAGAAAGGCAGGAAGCAAACCGAAGAAAGGUUACAGAAAGCCCUUGCCAGAGUUAAGUCCAUGGCUCACAAUCCUGCAGGCAGAGAUCAAUAUAGUAGGAUGAAGAACGCUGUAACUGAGAUCCAAGAGAAGGUCAUGCACAAUAGGAUUCUAAACUUGGCAGGAGAAGCAACAGAUUUGGAUGAAGAUUUGAUUGAUCUUGAAAAACUAUUAGAUGACGACACUUUCAUGCACACAGCGCCUUAAAUGAACCGAUCUCCGUCUUAAUUCUCUUACAAACCUUGUUUGAAUGCUUUGUUGCUGCUAUAUAACUCAUCUGUAAAUGUCUGAACUUAGCCCAUUCUUCGUCAAUGAUUUGAGAUUACAGUGCAUAGAUUUUGGCAUUUAGUUUGGUCCCUGCUACUGCUACUGCUACUUGGUUGUGUA
Hibiscus syriacus is the source of this 3503-nucleotide messenger RNA. Its product is annotated as calmodulin-binding transcription activator 3-like. Gene Ontology annotation, cellular component: nucleus. Gene Ontology annotation, molecular function: double-stranded DNA binding; protein binding; transcription coregulator activity. Lineage: Eukaryota; Viridiplantae; Streptophyta; Magnoliopsida; Malvales; Malvaceae. Gene Ontology annotation, biological process: regulation of transcription by RNA polymerase II. The transcript has 13 exons. The record is from RefSeq and is a predicted model, not a curated record. Bases 87 to 3323 code for a protein of 1078 amino acids.